Perkinsus marinus ATCC 50983 is the source of this 915-nucleotide messenger RNA. RefSeq lists its product as hypothetical. The coding region runs from base 1 to 915 and encodes 304 amino acids. The transcript has a single exon. Lineage: Eukaryota; Perkinsozoa; Perkinsida; Perkinsidae. The record is from RefSeq and is a predicted model, not a curated record.
AUGGGUAGGACGUGGAAUUGUGGUGAGCUUUACAUCAACGUGGCUGAUCCUACAAACUACAACAUCAUCAAGUACCAACCGCAGCUAGUUGCUUGGAUGAAGAAGUGGCGUCAGGAUAGUGGGAACGAUGCUAUCAUUUGGUUAACUUAUGGUGAUGUCACCGAAAGGGAUGGUCAAAAGAUGUGCGCCUUCGUAAACACUUUCGAGCAGUUCCUUAUUCGCUCGGUUUCUGCCCAGGAUAUGGCAGAGAUAGCGCCUAUCGGUAUCAGUUUUGAUGUGGAGCAUGUCCCUGAUAAUUACUACUUACAGGCAUUGACCAGUUCGAGAGAGAUGAUUGCUAAUGUUACCGAGGGUAUGGGUUAUCUACCCAAUUCCAUCUUUGUAGGUAGUACUAUCGAGGGUGAGCCCAAUCAGCAAGAAACUACUUAUGUCAUGCAGAAUGCUGAUAGGGCAUUGAUGAUGCUAUACCGUAACUCGGUUAAUGGCACUAACAAUGAUGGUUUGUUGGAGCGUAUGCAGUGGAUGAUGACAGACCAAUGCGUCGUGUGUACGCAGCCCGGAUGGGAGGACCUGAGAGCGAAGAUCACUAUCAUGGUCGAAGGCUCCUGCGAGAUGGGUAAUGGUUGCGGUAAACUUUCUAUGUGCGCUUAUGAUACGAGUAAAUAUCCCGAUCCUGAUGGGGGUAUCGAGUAUGUGUGGGACCAGUUAGAAGAUCUCACUAGUUUGAUGGUCCCAACAGGUAUUGUCACACAGGAGCAGUACAAUAAGUUAUUCGAUGUCAAUGGUACACUAUACGCAAUACAUAAUUGGGAAUGGUCUCGAUGUUUCUAUGGCGAUCCCUUCUCUCAACAGAUGAAUUAUACCGAUUGUAUUCAAAACUACCACCUUGAUGCUGCAAGCUGCAGAUUGGAGUAG